Messenger RNA from Capra hircus (goat), 1422 nucleotides. RefSeq names its product sideroflexin 4 (gene SFXN4). Gene Ontology annotation, cellular component: mitochondrial inner membrane. Gene Ontology annotation, molecular function: monoatomic ion transmembrane transporter activity. Gene Ontology annotation, biological process: mitochondrial transmembrane transport; monoatomic ion transport. The transcript is spliced from 14 exons. The record is from RefSeq and is a predicted model, not a curated record. NCBI's taxonomy places the organism in Eukaryota, Metazoa, Chordata, Mammalia, Artiodactyla, Bovidae. The coding region runs from base 143 to 1084 and encodes 313 amino acids.
GCCGGGCUCCUCCUCCCCGCCAGGCCCGGCCGCCGCGGCCUUUCCUGGCAGCUCUUAAGGUCCCAGGAAGAGGAGCCCGGAAGAGGAGGAAGAAGUGCCGAAGGCCGGGCGGCUCCCAGGGUGCAGCGGCGCCGCCGCCCACAUGGAACCCAACGUGCGCUUCUGGAUCACCGAACGCCAAUCUUUUAUUCAAAGAUUUCUUCAGUGGACAGAAUUGCUGGAUCCUACAAAUUUGGUCCUUUCAAUUGAAAAAAUAGAAAAAUCGAGGCAACUGUUGUUAACAAAUGAAGAUGCAUCCAGAGGUGACCUGGAGGACAAAAGGAUACAAGAAGCUUGGAAGAGAAGUCUUUCCACAGUGCAUCCUGACAGUAGCAGACUAAUCCCUGGUCCUUUUCGACCUGCAGCUCUCCUGCCUUUCACGGCGCCCACGCUAUUUCUGUCAAUGCUCCCAGUGAAAAAUCUGAAGUCCAUGAUUUUACCUCAGGCUUCCUUCUACACCUACAGCACAGUCUUCAACAUCGUCAAUGGAAAUGCAAGCUAUGAUCGUCGUGCAUAUGAGAGCUUAUUACUAGGAGCAGGAGUGAUUGUGUCUUCAACUUUUUUGGGCUUAUUCCCUCGUUUGCUCCAAGUAAGGCUUUCAAUGAGUAGCAUUCUGAGCAGAAACGUCAUUCCUGUCUUCAUCCUCGCCCAGCUCAGUGGGAUGAACGUGAUCGCCUCCCGAAGUUUGGAGCCCGUGCGCGGGAUCGAGGUCAUGGACAGGGAAGGCAAUGUCAUAGGUUAUUCCAGAAAAGCUGGGACAAAGGCUGUUAAAGAUACAGCAACAUCCAGAGUUGCGCUGUUUGGGACCUCUGCAUUUAUCCCUGAAGUCUUCGCAUACUUUUUUAAAAGGACCCAGUUUUUCCUGCAGAAUCCAUGGUCACUGUGGACCCUGAAGCUUUCUUGUACUAUCCUCGUCAUGGGAUUGAUGGUGCCAGUUUCCUUUAGUGUCUUCCCACAGAUUGGACGGAUACAGUGCAGUGAGCUUGAAAAGGAAAUUCAGUCAGCAACCGAAGAAACAGAACUCUUCUAUAACAGAGGGGUGUAGGUGUGUGUUUUAGCUGCAUUUGGUUGGUUCCUGCGUGAAAACCUUCCUCUAAGGUUUCAGUUUUAAGAACCCUGCCAGAAGUGUCCUGGAAACCCCAGAGGUGUCUGUGCCGACAGGAUGGCUUACGAUGACACCUGCCGAGACUGGUCCUGCCUUGGGUUAAACAGGCUUGGAUGGAAGAAGAGAAACGGGGGCUUUCCUGUCUGACCCACCACGUGCAGUUGCUAAAGGGAUGUGUGCGUGAUGUAAGAUUCAGUUUUCUAUUUGUUUGUCAGCCUGUGAAAGGAUACUGUGAAAUUACCAAUAAACUUGUCUAGAGUUGAGUAUUUGAAAACGAA